GCACUGAGACCGGCCUGUGGCCCGCGGGGGGCGAGCCCCGGGGAGAGCCGGGUCGGUCUGUGGCCGCUGCCGGGGCUGUUUGGGUUUCAGUUUUCUUUUUAAAGCCCCCCCGGACCGCAGCGCAGGGGGGAAUGCGCCGCCCCGCUGGCUGCUAGGAAAGCAGGGGCCUGGCCGCUCCCUUCAGCAGGGGUCUGUGGGACAAGGCUGGACUAAUACACACACACACCGCUUUAACCAGCGGGCUGUGAGCCGGCCUGUCCGCAGUUAACCCCUACGUGUGCAGAGCAGCAAGAGGGCGGCGAGCCACUGAUUUUGUGAGGGGAAAGCAAAGCAGCAGGGACCGCUCACCUCUGGCCAUGGGGCUUCCAGCAAGGAAUUGGUUAUAAUCUAAAAUUUACAUUCAUCGCAGUCACCACUGCCAAGUACAUUCUCCGAUGCUCAGCCUCUAGUCCACUAGCCUGACAAGGUACAAUAAAUAUUUAGUCUUCAAGAACUGUGUAAUGCUGAAAGCAGAGUGUGGAGGUCAUGAAACAAAGGGCAUGUGUGAAGAUCCAGAGACCAGAUAGGAUGGGUUUCUGAAUGGUACUGCUGGCCCUGUUGUCCUGUCUGAUUUUGCUAUGGUUUAUUUGGACCGAAAUGGCAAAUUCUCCGCCCGUUAACCAGCAGACCGAGAGACCUAGUCCUGAGCCACCAGCGGCCUCUGAAAACAAAGAGAAACCUUCGAAAGGAUCAACAUGCCUACUGCAGGAGAGGGCUGUAACACCACCUCAGUCCACAGGGCCUGCUCAGACUUCACCGACCUCUGGACAUGUGUCCGUGGAUGCCCUUCAGCAAGCAGCAAGUAUGCUUUGGCAGCACAAACUUCCAAAUAUCCCUUCUUCCUCAGAGUCAGCACAAGAUGUUUCAGCAAACAGUUUAGCAGAGCCUUUAUGUCAGGUUCUGCCUCCUUCAUCAAAGCAGCAGAUGAAGCUAAAGAAGUCCAUUUCCAGGGAAAAGCAGGAGCAGUUUAUAGAACACACUCAGGUACAACUCAAAAGGCAAGCAAUGGCAAAAUUUGUCCUGGGCUCUUUUGAAGAUAACUCGUCUGAUGAUGAGCUGAUACCUGGAUCCUUUAAAGUCACUAGCAGAAGUAGCAUGAUGAGUGUUGGUUCCUCCUCCUCUUUUGAGUCCUUUUCGCUAACAUCACUGUCAGAGUCUGGAUCUUCUUCCACAACCAUGAGGGUACCGUUUAAACAGCUUCUGUGUCCUGUCUCAGAAGAGUCUGCAUAUUGGCCUAGCAUGUCAGGGCUGCACCUGGUCAAGAGAGGCCGAGAGCAGAAGAAACUGGAACUCCAGAGGGAUUUCACCGUCGCCUCACCUGCUGAGUUCGUGACUCGGUUUGGGGGGAACCGCAUUAUUGAAAAGGUUCUGAUAGCAAAUAAUGGCAUUGCUGCUGUGAAGUGCAUGCGCUCCAUCCGCAGGUGGGCCUAUGAAAUGUUCAGAAAUGAGCGAGCAAUUCGAUUUGUUGUCAUGGUUACACCUGAAGAUCUUAAAGCAAAUGCAGAGUACAUCAAAAUGGCUGAUCACUAUGUGCCUGUCCCUGGGGGAGCCAACAACAACAACUAUGCCAACGUAGAGCUGAUUGUGGAUAUUUCCAAGAGGAUUCCAGUGCAGGCCGUGUGGGCUGGCUGGGGCCAUGCUUCUGAAAACCCUAGGCUUCCAGAGCUGUUGCAGAAACAUGGGGUGGCUUUCCUAGGUCCUCCCAGCGAAGCCAUGUGGGCUUUGGGAGAUAAAGUGGCUUCCACCAUUGUAGCCCAGACUGUCCAGAUCCCCACAUUGCCAUGGAGCGGAAGUGGUCUCAUGGCAGAAUGGACGGAGGAUUGUGAGCAGCGGAGAACAAUCAGCGUCUCCCUAGAGACUUAUGCACGAGGCUGUGUAAAGGAUGUGGAUGAAAGCCUGGAGGCAGCCGAGAGGAUUGGCUAUCCUGUGAUGAUAAAAGCUUCGGAAGGCGGCGGUGGCAAAGGAAUCCGGAGAGCAGAGACUGCUGAGGAAUUCACUGGCUGCUUCAGACAAGUACAGAGCGAGGCUCCAGGGUCCCCCAUCUUUGUGAUGAAAUUAGCCCAGCACGCCCGGCACUUGGAGGUGCAGGUCCUUGCUGAUCAGUACGGGAACGCGGUUUCGUUGUUUGGCCGCGACUGCUCCCUACAGCGCAGGCAUCAGAAAAUAAUUGAAGAGGCACCAGUGACGGUAGCAGCUCCCUCCGUGUUUGACUUUAUGGAGCAGUGCGCAGUACGCCUUGCAAAGAUGGUGGGCUAUGUGAGUGCAGGGACAGUCGAAUACCUCUAUAGUGAAGAUGGGGGCUUCCACUUUCUGGAGUUAAAUCCCCGUCUGCAAGUAGAACAUCCUUGCACAGAGAUGAUUGCUGAUGUGAACUUACCUGCGGCUCAGCUACAGAUUGCAAUGGGUGUCCCCUUGCACAGAAUAAAAGACAUCCGAGUGCUGUACGGAGAGUCGCCAUGGGCUGAUACACCCAUCUGCUUUGAGAGCCCUGCGAAUAUCCCAGUGCCCAGAGGCCAUGUCAUUGCUGCUAGAAUCACCAGUGAAAACCCUGAUGAGGAGUUCAAGCCAAGCUCAGGGACAGUGCAGGAGCUGAAUUUCCGUAGCAGCAAGAAUGUCUGGGGUUAUUUCAGUGUGGCAGCUGCUGGUGGUUUGCACGAAUUUGCUGAUUCGCAGUUUGGGCACUGUUUCUCCUGGGGAGAGAAUCGCGAGGAGGCUAUCUCGAAUAUGGUUGUGGCGCUGAAAGAGCUGUCGAUCCGUGGGGAUUUCAGAACAACUGUCGAGUACUUGAUUAAGCUGCUGGAGACUGAGAGCUUUCAGAACAAUGAGAUAGAUACUGGGUGGCUGGACCACCUGAUUGCUGAGAAAGUGCAGGCCGAGAAGCCAGACACCAUGCUGGGCGUGGUUUGCUGUGCUCUGAAUGUAGCAGAUGCCUUGUUUAGGACUUGUAUGACUGACUUCCUGCAUUCUCUUGAAAGGGGCCAAGUUCUGCCAGCAGCUUCCCUGCUGAACAUUGUAGAAGUGGAGCUUAUUUAUGAAGGUGUGAAGUACGCUCUCAAGGUUGCCCGUCAGUCUCUGACAACUUAUGUCAUUAUAAUGAAUAACACUCACAUCGAGAUAGACGUGCACAGGUUGAAUGAUGGCGGGGUGCUGCUUUCCUAUGAUGGUAACAGUUACACGACAUACAUGAAAGAAGAAGUUGACUGCUAUCGAAUCACCGUUGGUAACAAAACGUGUUACUUUGAAAAGGAAAAAGACCCAACCAUGCUGAGAUCACCCUCUGCUGGGAAACUGCUGAAGUACACUGUGGAAGAUGGAGGCCACAUCUUCAUAGGGCACAGUUUUGCAGAGAUAGAGGUGAUGAAAAUUAUUUUGACCCUGGAGGUGAAGGAAUCUGGCCAUAUACGUUAUAUAAAACGGCCAGGAGCAUUGCUGGAGGCAGGCUGUGUCAUAGCUAGACUCGAGUUAGAUGAUCCUAGCAAAGUGCAUCCAGCCCAGUUGUAUACAGGUGGCCUCCCCACCCAGCAGAUGUUGCCAAUCGGUGGCCUGAAGCUGCACCAGGUCUUUCACAGUGUCCUGGAGAAUCUGAUCAAUGUCAUGAAUGGCUACUGCUUGCCAGAGCCAUAUUUCAGUGCAAAAAUGAAAGAAUGGGUAUGUGAGCUGAUGAAGACCCUCCGGGACCCCUCCCUGCCUCUUCUGGAGCUGCAGGAGAUCAUGACAAACGUGUCUGGCAGAAUCCCGCUGUCAGUGGAGAAAUCCAUUCGAAAAGUGAUGGCACAAUACGCUAGUAACAUCACCUCAGUGCUGUGUCAGUUUCCCAGUCAGCAGAUCGCUAGCAUACUGGACAGCUAUGCGGCCAGUUUGCAGAGGAAGGCAGACCGGGAAGUCUUCUUCAUGAACACGCAGAGCAUUGUGCAGCUAGUCCAGAGGUACCGCAGCGGCAUUCGGGGCUACAUGAAAUCUGUCGUGUUAGACUUGCUGAGAAGAUAUUUGCAAGUGGAAACCCAGUUCCAACAAGCCCACUAUGACAAAUGUGUGAUCAACCUGAGGGAGCAGUACAAACUAGACAUGAACCCGGUGCUCGAGUGCAUCUUCUCUCAUGCCCAGGUGGCAAAGAAGAAUCUGCUGGUGAUCAUGUUAAUCGACCAGCUGUGUGGUCGAGACUCCACCGUGACAGAGGAGCUGAUGGCCAUUCUCACUGAGCUAACACAGCUCAGUAAAACGGAGCACUCCAAAGUGGCUUUGCGAGCCAGACAGGUUUUGAUUGCCUCUCACCUCCCUUCUUAUGAACUGAGACAUAAUCAGGUGGAGUCCAUAUUCUUGUCUGCUAUCGACAUGUACGGCCACCAGUUCUGCCCUGAAGACCUAAAGAAACUGAUCCUCUCGGAAACCACCAUCUUUGAUGUGCUCCCUACCUUCUUCUACCACUCCAACCAGCUGGUGCGCAUGGCAGCUCUGGAGGUGUACGUGAGGAGAGGAUAUAUCGCCUAUGAACUAAACAGCUUGCAGCAUCGUCAGCUCUCAGAUGGCACGUGUGUGGUAGAGUUUCAGUUUAUGUUGCCAUCAUCGCAUCCAAAUAGAGGCAACAGCCCCACUUUGAGCAGAAUGUCUAUCCCGAUCAGCGUAUCGAACCCUGACUUAGCCAGGCAUAGCACUGAGCUGUUCAUGGACAGCGGCUUUUCUCCUCUGUGUCAGAGAAUGGGAGCCAUGGUUGCUUUUGACAGAUUUGAAGAUUUCACAAGGAAUUUUGAUGAAGUGAUCUCCUGCUUUGCCGACCCACCCUCAGAGAGUCCCCUGUUCAGCGAGGCGCAAUCCACACUCUACGAAGAAGGGGACAAUAAGACCAUCCAAGAGGAGCCCAUCCACAUCCUGAACACAGCCAUCCGAUGGGCCGGCCACCUUGAGGAUGAGGAGCUGGUGCCAGUCUUCAGAACCUUUGCUCAGUCGAAGAAAAACAUCCUCGUUGACUGUGGCCUCCGGAGAAUCACGUUUUUAAUUGUGCAGAAGAGCGAAUUUCCAAAGUUUUUUACAUUUAGAGCAAGAGAUGAGUUUGCAGAAGACCGGAUUUAUCGGCACUUGGAACCAGCCCUGGCCUUCCAACUGGAACUGAAUCGGAUGCGUAACUUUGACCUGACUGCUGUCCCCUGUGCCAACCACAGGAUGCACCUCUAUCUAGGAGCUGCCAAAGUGGAAGAGGGCAAUGAAGUUACUGACUACAGGUUUUUCAUACGAGCCAUUAUAAGACACUCUGAUCUCAUCACUAAGGAGGCCUCUUUUGAAUACCUGCAGAACGAGGGUGAACGGUUACUCCUGGAAGCAAUGGAUGAGUUGGAAGUGGCCUUCAGCAACACCAGUGUCCGCACUGACUGUAACCAUAUCUUCCUCAACUUUGUGCCCACUGUCAUCAUGGAUCCGUCCAAGAUCGAGGAGGCUGUCCGCUCCAUGGUGAUGCGCUACGGCAGCAGGUUGUGGAAACUCCGGGUCCUGCAAGCUGAAGUGAAGAUCAAUAUUCGUUUGACUCCUGUUGGAAAAGCCAUUCCUAUCCGUCUCUUCCUGACCAAUGAGUCCGGCUACUACCUGGAUAUUAGUCUCUAUAAAGAAGUGAAUGAUCCCAGGACUGGGAAUAUUAUGUUUCACUCUUAUGGGGAUAAGCAAGGGCUGCAGCAUGGAAUGCUGAUUAACACACCAUAUGUUACCAAAGAUCUGCUCCAGUCCAAGCGCUUCCAGGCACAGUCGCUAGGCACUACCUAUGUGUACGACUUCCCUGAAAUGUUCAAGCAGGCUCUCUUUAAAUUGUGGGGCUCUACAGAAAUGUACCCCAAAGAUGUUCUAACCUACACUGAGUUAGUGUUGGAUUCUGAGGGGCAGCUGGUGGAGAUGAACAGGAUACCUGGAGGAAAUGAGGUUGGGAUGGUUGCCUUCAAAAUGAAGCUGAAAACCCCUGAGUAUCCCAAAGGCCGAGACAUGAUUGUUAUCAGCAACGACAUCACCUGCAAGAUUGGCUCCUUCGGGCCUGAGGAGGAUCUGCUCUUCCUGCGAGCUUCGCAGCUGGCCCGCUCGGAAGGCAUCCCACGGAUCUACAUUGCAGCGAACAGCGGGGCACGGAUAGGGUUUGCAGAUGAGAUAAAGCACAUGUUCCAGGUAGCCUGGGUCGAUCCCAUGGAUCCAUACAAGGGGUUCAAAUACCUGUACCUGACGCCACAGGAUUACACAAGGAUCAACUCGGUGAACUCUGUGCACUGUGAGCAUGUAGAGGAAGGAGGAGAGUCCAGGUAUGUCCUAACUGAUAUCAUCGGUAAAGACGAAGGGUUCGGUGUGGAGAACUUGAGAGCAUCUGGUACCAUUGCUGGGGAGUCCUCCAUUGCGUAUGAUGAAAUUGUGACCAUUAGCAUGGUGACAUGUCGUGCCAUUGGAAUUGGCGCUUACCUGGUGAGGCUAGGGCAGCGAGUGAUACAGGUGGAGAAUUCCCACAUCAUCCUCACUGGGGCUAGUGCUUUAAAUAAGGUCCUGGGGCGUGAGGUCUACACAUCCAACAACCAGCUUGGAGGCGUGCAGAUCAUGCAUAAUAAUGGCGUUUCCCAUGUGACUGUCCCAGAUGACUUUGAGGGCAUCUACACCAUCUUACAGUGGCUUUCGUAUAUGCCAAAGGACAAUCGUAGUCCAGUGCCUGUUACUGCUACAAGUGACCCCAUUGAACGAGAAAUUGAUUUUGUCCCUUCCAAAGGCCCCUACGAUCCCAGAUGGAUGCUGGCAGGAAGACCACAUCCAAUUGUUAAGGGAACCUGGCAGAGUGGCUUCUUUGAUCAUGGCACUUUCAUGGAGAUCAUGCAGCCUUGGGCACAGACAGUUGUAGUUGGCAGAGCAAGAUUGGGAGGGAUCCCCAUCGGUGUGGUAGCGGUGGAGACCCGGACUGUGGAGAUGGCAAUACCAGCUGACCCUGCAAACCUGGAUUCUGAAGCAAAGAUAGUCCAGCAGGCUGGGCAGGUGUGGUUCCCAGAUUCAGCUUUUAAAACUGCCCAGGCUAUAAGGGACUUCGACCGAGAGCGGCUCCCUCUCUUGAUCUUUGCAAACUGGAGGGGAUUCUCCGGUGGCAUGAAAGAUAUGUAUGAUCAGGUGCUGAAGUUCGGUGCGUACAUUGUCGAUAGCCUCAGGCAGUUUAAACAGCCUGUUCUUGUCUACAUCCCCCCACAUGCCGAGCUAAGAGGAGGGUCCUGGGUAGUAAUUGAUCCAACAAUCAACCCUGUGUACAUGGAGCUUUAUGCAGACAAGGAGAGCAGGGGAGGCAUUUUAGAAGCCGAAGGAACAGUGGAAAUUAAAUUCAGGAGGAAGGAUUUGAUAAAGACUAUGAGAAGAAUUGAUUCAGUCUGUGCCAGACUCGUUGAACAGCUGGGUACCCCAGAACUCCUAGAAGAGGAUCACAGAGAGCUGAAGAAGCAGCUGAAAGCUCGGGAAGAGCUCCUGUUACCCAUCUUCCACCAGGUGGCAGUGCAGUUUGCUGACCUUCACGACACGCCAGGAAGAAUGCACGAGAAGGGCGUUAUUGCAGAUAUACUUGAGUGGAAGAAUGCCCGUACCUUCUUAUACUGGCGUCUGCGGCGCCUCCUUUUGGAGGAGGUGGUGAAAACAGAGAUUCUGAAUGCGGACAGUGAGCUCAGCAACAUUCACAUCCAGUCCAUGCUGCGCCGCUGGUUCAUGGAGACAGAAGGAGCUGUGAAGGGCUAUCUCUGGGACAAGAACCAGGCGGUGGUGGAAUGGCUGGAGAAACACUUGCAAGAAGAGGAGGGUUCCCGAUCAGCCAUUCGAGAAAACAUAAAAUAUCUGAAACGGGACUACGCUCUCAGACAUAUCCGGAGCUUGAUUCAAGCAAACCCAGAGGUGGCCCUGGACUGCAUGAUUCACUUGACUCAGCAUAUCACCUGUGCACAGAGGGCCCAGAUCACUCGUCUCUUAUCUACCAUGGAUAAUCCUCCUCCCUUCUUGACAGAGAGGCCGCAGGUGGGGGUGCCAGGAACAAUCGCUGUAGACAAGGAAGCACACAGAGAGAAACCACUCCUUUGAGACCAGAUGUCUUCUUGCCUGAAUGUAUUCGAGCCUAGUGUUGAAGCUUUAGACUCUACUGAUGUCUCUCAGUAAAUGAUGCCAUUGCUGCAUUUUCAGCCAUGAAAAUAGUCUUUCUGUGAACACCGUGUUCAUCCUGGACUUGUGGGGACAAUUUAAAAAACCAAAUCCAUUACAGUGACAUUUUUGUGGGAUUUAAAUUCAACCCAAAUUGACCUUGUCAGCAGCACAACGCUGGUAGGGAUGGGCCCCAGGGUCAUUUUUGUGACUUCCAUUUCAUUAGAAUGAAUGGAGCUGGGAGUAGAAAUCAAACUCUGUAUAAUAGCCAGAAAGAGAAAUAUUUUUGUACUAAUGUUUAUUGUUGCCGACCAUCUGCCAGCAUAAUAAGAAAAUGUUGUUAUUUUUAAUGAACAAGAGAAAACUGUGUGUUGGAAAAACAUUCACACUAACCACUAGAAAACCAUUGGAGAGCCUCUUUAUUCCCCUGCUACGGCAGUGUUUAGUGGAGGUAAUUAUAAAAUAAUUCUUGGAACAUGGUCAGGGAUUCGAGGGAAGGUUUUGACAGAGCCAUACAUUUCAACUUGUCUUUUUUUCUUUGUGGUCAGGACACCAAGUUUGCAGCUGUUAACACAGUUGUCAGUGCAGGAUUUGUUAAACAGCCCCAGUUCUAACAAGGGAAUGAAAAGGGGCAGAUGAAUUUUCCAUCUCUUCUUUAGUUGGUGUCCCCUUCCAUUUCAUAUUGGAAUUCCUUGGAAUUAUUUCAGUGUCUGCACCUGCUUUCCCACCCACCCACGCUCUAUUUGGAGUGGGGAGGGAAAUGUGGACCUGACUUUGUCAGUGAUUAACCUGACCGCGUGAAUCAGGGUAACGUAUCGCACACUUCAAACUGUUGUUUAGUAAAAGCCAUGAUUUAGAUCUUACUGUGCCUUGUUCUAUUGUGGUAGCAUUUAACAAAUCCAUUUGCCUAAUGUAACUACAGAAUAGUGGUGAUCCACCCUUUGCCAUUUUAAAAAUAAAUCCUCAUGUCAUGUAUAUCUUUUGACUAUCCUGGGUUGCAUAACCUCAUGACAAUACAUGUACCAUGUCUCACUGCAAUCUUUAAUCAUAAGAAUAAGAUACGGCCUUACGGCUCUUAGAUAUGGCCUUACGGGAAUAAAAUUGGUUAUCUGGUUUAAAACAGUGUUAAAGCCAUUAUUUGGCAAUGUUACAGAUCCGUCAGUUGAUUUGAAACCAAAUAAUGACAAAACCAAAGACGCACAGGACAGCUGUAUACACAGUGGGCUAGGGAAUGUGAUGAAACAACUUACUAUCUGCAAUGCCAGUGGUGAGGUUUUUCCAAAAAGAAUGUAUUCUGUAUUUUAUUGAGAAGAGGGCAGCAGAGAGCAGAGACUUUACAAGCUCCCUGAUUUAAAAGAUGUUACACCUGCACGAGUUUUGUCAGAGAGAGGAGGAUGUGUUAACAAAACUCACUGUAUGGAAGGAGAAUUGGGAAAUCCAGCCCAACUGCUCCAAAUAAAAUGAUGACAGUUUUCA
Molecule: messenger RNA, 9627 nt
Organism: Gopherus evgoodei (Goodes thornscrub tortoise)
Lineage: Eukaryota; Metazoa; Chordata; Testudines; Testudinidae
Gene: ACACB
Product: acetyl-CoA carboxylase beta
Exons: 56
Coding region: 580-8094 (2504 amino acids)
Biological process (GO): fatty acid biosynthetic process
Molecular function (GO): metal ion binding; acetyl-CoA carboxylase activity; ATP binding
Source: RefSeq, a predicted model, not a curated record